AUGUCAAGAAAUGAGUCACGUAAAAAUUUUCGAAUAAUCCUUAUUUUAGCUAUUAUUACUAUUAUUAUCUUUGGUAUUCUUUUGAUUUUAUAUAUUACUCGACAAAAUCUUACUUCAAAAACUAUUCUUAUUGAAGAAGAAGAAAUAAAUGAAUAUGAAAAGAAAAUUUUUGAUGAUUCCAUUAAUAUUCUUUGGAAAAAUCUUCGUCGUUUCGAUUUUAAUCAAAGUAAUCCUGAUCAUCUUCGACCAAUUUAUAUAGAAGUAUUGAAUGCUCUUCAUCAGCUAAGUUCAAUAUAUAAACGUGAUCUCAUUUUAUUUCUCUAUAUCCAUCGAUUAAUUAGUACUGAUAUUCCAUUUGAACAGCGACUCACUCUACGUAAUGCUAAUUUAACUAAUGUUCAAUUUAAAUACAUCAAUCUUAAUUAUUUAUAUUUACCUGGUGUAUUUGCGUUAAACAGUCUUUUUUCUAAUUGUGAAUUAAAAGCAUCAAAUUUUCAAGGAAGUAUUAUGGAUAAAAGUCGUUUUAUUAGUUGUUCAUUAGAAAAAUCAACAUUUUCAGGUGCUUCAUUAAAACAAUCAUUGUUUACAAGUGAUAAUGAUUUGUCUAGUAUUGAUUUUACAAAUACAGAUUUAACCGAUAGUAAUAUAAAUAUUGAUGGAUUUAAUAAUAAAUGUAUUAUUUUUAAUACACGCUUACCAAAUGGAUCUUUUUUUAAUAUUGAUUCAAAAGGAUUAAUAAAUGAUGGUGGAGCUGAACAACAAUGUAAUACUUUACGAAGUGAUCGUUGGCGAAAAGAAUCAGGAUAUACAUCUUUGACAAUAACUCAUAGACAAAAUAAUUCAUGCAUUGAAAUGACAACAAUUUCUGAAAAUAAUUGUUAUUUUCAAGCGAAUUCAACUAGUCGAUUUAUUCAAGAUAUUGAUUUAAAUCAAUAUUCAACACUUAUUGAUAAUAAUCAAGCUCGGUAUAAUGUAUCAGCUUUUUUAGGUUGUUCUAGUAAUAAUUCAAGCAACUGGGCUACAGUCGAAAUUCGUUUUGUUAAUGAACAAAAAAGUUUUGAGAAUAAUCAAAUACAUGUUAUUCACUAUGGAAAAUCAUGGAGAUCACUUUCAAAUAAUUCAUUAAUUCCAAUUGGAAUACGUACUGUUCAAAUUAUGAUUGGAGCUUAUAUUACAGAUUCAUCAGAAGAUUUCUUUUCAUGUUGUGCAAUUGAUGAUGUUAAUUUCAAUAUAUUUUACAAAGAUGGAAAUAAUUCAACAUUUUCAUAG
Molecule: messenger RNA, 1269 nt
Organism: Rotaria sp. Silwood1
Lineage: Eukaryota; Metazoa; Rotifera; Eurotatoria; Philodinida; Philodinidae
Source: the annotation of a GenBank genome assembly